This is a messenger RNA of Arachis stenosperma, 5454 nucleotides long. RefSeq lists its product as uncharacterized. NCBI's taxonomy places the organism in Eukaryota, Viridiplantae, Streptophyta, Magnoliopsida, Fabales, Fabaceae. The transcript is spliced from 3 exons. Gene Ontology annotation, biological process: DNA integration; proteolysis. Gene Ontology annotation, molecular function: nucleic acid binding; RNA-DNA hybrid ribonuclease activity; aspartic-type endopeptidase activity. Bases 1 to 5454 code for a protein of 1817 amino acids. The record is from RefSeq and is a predicted model, not a curated record.
AUGGUUUCAAAAAAGCAACUAAAAGGUGUCCUUCCUAUGCAAACAUCGUCACAUUGCAGCGACACUAUUGGGGACAAUAUAGAUACAAACAGGCAACAAAAUGGUACCUCCCCUCCUCUCCAUCCGGACGAUCCAGCGUCUAGCUCGACCCGCGGGUUCCCGAUCCUCCUCCCAGAUCGUAUCAGAAUCAUCCCGUACAUUGGCGCCGUCUGUGGGGACCUGCGACGAUCGAGCGAGAUGGAGGGCAUCUUGGACGAAAAUCCAUCGAGCCAAGACGACUCCGCACCACGUCAUCCCACCCCAGAGCAACAGGAAGUCAUAAACCAAGCCCGGAUGGCCAGCACCAUCCACCGAACAAACGAGCACAUGGUCACAGAUCCACAACAUCCCGAGCAAGCAAGGGACAAAGCGACACAGAUCAUUCAAGAUCUCUGCCUCCGAGUCCAGGAACUUGAAGGUAAACUCACCGACAAAGGAAAAUACGCCAACCAACACGGAAGCCAGACGACGUCCAGGCCACGAUCCUAUCGUGGAAGGUCGCCAACACGGCAACACGAGAGAAAAGAUGAUCGUAGCACUUCACGUAACUACCGACACGAAAGGUCGCCAGAACGGCGACACAGUAAAAAACACCACCGCAGUGCAUCCCACGACCUAAACCGUCAACACGAUUCGGACGAAGACCCCAGACAUCGGCACACAAAGCGCACAAGAAACGACCACGUCAUAAUGGGAGCCACGCCCUUCACAGAAAGAAUCUUAAAAGCAAAGCUCCCCAGAGGCUUCGACAAACCCACCGACAUGAAGUACGACGGAAUUAAAGACCCUCAAGAACACCUAACGGCUUUCGAAGCCAGAAUGAACUUGGAAGGAGCAUCCGACGCAGUCCGAUGCAGAGCCUUCCCGGUGACCCUUGCCGGACCAGCGAUUAAAUGGUUCAACGCCCUCUCGAACGGAUCCAUAACCAGCUUCCACGACAUCACAAGAAAAUUCAUGGCCCAAUUCACAACCCGAAUCACCAAGGCCAAACACCCCAUCAGCUUGCUAGGGGUCACACAAAAACAAGAAGAAUCUACAAGAAAAUACCUCGACCGCUUUAACGACGAAUGCCUGACGGUCGACGGACUCACGGACUCCGUUGCCAGCCUCUGCCUAACUAACGGACUUAUGAAUGAGGACUUCCGCAAACAUCUCACCACCAAACCAGUAUGGACCAUGCACGAAAUCCAGAACGUCGCCAAAGAUUACAUCAACGACGAGGAGGUUAGCCAGGUCGUCGCUGCCAACAAGCGGCAGCACGGCAACCCGACUCCCCGUCAUAACCCUCCACCCAAAGAAAACCAACGAGACCACCUCAAGCCGACCCACCGACCACCAAGAAUAGGAAAAUUCUCCAAUUACACCCCCCUAACAGCACCGAUUACUGAGAUAUACCACCAAAUAGCAGAUCGAGGCGUCAUCCCCAAAGCCCGACCACUCAAGGAAAGAACAGGAGGAAACAAAGCCCUCUACUGCGACUACCACCGAGGUUACGGACACAAAACACAAGAUUGCUUUGACCUUAAAGACGCUAUCGAACAGGCCAUACGAGACGGCAAACUCCCGGAGUUCGCCAAAUUCAUCAGAGAGCCAAGGCGUGCCAACAUCGACAAGUCACCAGAAAGAGAAGGGCGCAACCCAAGAACCCAAAAGCCGCCCCUCAGGGAAAACCCCGAAGAGGAUCCGACCAUCAUAGUGAACGUCAUCACGGGCAAGGACGUACCAAACAAGUCAAAGCUAACAAUGAAAAAGGACCUCAAAAUAAUGGCCGUCAGGCACCGCGACCCAGUCACCAUAGCCGACGGCACGAUAACUUUCUUACCGGAAGACUGCCAACACGGCACGUCGGCCGAAGACGCUCCCUUCGUCAUAUCAGCCCGAAUCGGAAUAGGGCUAGUAAGAAGAAUAUUGGUAGAUACGGGCGCCGACUCUAACAUCCUUUUCCGAGGAGCUUUCGACAAACUCGGGCUCCACAACGACAACCUCCAAACACACCGUCACGGCGUCACGGGCCUCGGAGACAACUUCCUCAAACCAGACGGGUCGGUUACCCUUCCCAUCACCAUAGGAACAAGCAAUCAGAGAAAGACGAUCUUGUCCGAAUUCGUAGUCCUAAAGGACUCCACAUCCUAUAACGUCAUUCUUGGGAGGAAAACAAUCAACGACUUCUCCGCAGUCAUCUUUACCAAAUACCUCCUCAUGAAGUUCAGGGCCGACGACGGCACCAUCGGAACCAUUCACGGAGACCGGGAAGUCGCGGCCGAAUGCGACAACAAUAGCUUAGCCCUAAGAAAGAAAUCCCGGGACGCAGCCGGAAUAUUCCUUGCCGACCUAGACGCACGACUAGACGGCCAACCUAGACCGGAACCAGAAGGAGACAUGGAAAAACUACAGAUAGGGCCAACCAAAGAAGAAUACACUUUCAUCAACAGAAACCUCCCAUACGACCUCAAAGAAGAACUCUCCCAACUUCUGAAACAAAACAGAGACUUAUUCGUAUUUACACCAGCCGACAUGCCGGGAAUAAGCCCCGACCUUAUGUCUCACCAUCUGGCGGUGGACCCCCUAGCCAAACCAGUGGCACAAAGAAGACGAAAAAUAUCACCAGACCGAGCAACCGAAGUCCGAAAACAGGACGCCUUCCCCCUACCAAACAUCGACGGGCUAGUAGAUGCGGCAUCCGGUCACCGAUACCUCAGCUUCAUGGACGCAUAUUCCGGCUACAACCAGAUCCCGAUGCACCAACCAGACGAAGAAAAAACAGCAUUUAUCACCCCAGACGGAACGUACUGCUAUAGAGUAAUGCCCUUUGGCUUAAAAAAUGCUGGAGCCACCUACCAGCGACUCGUUAACAAGAUAUUUCGCAACCUAUCCGGAGACAAAAUAGAAGUUUACAUUGAUGACAUGCUCGCCAAGACGGAAUCCGGGGAACAACUAACCGACGACCUCAAGGUAAUAAUGGACACCCUGCGAAAACACCAAAUGAGACUCAACCCAACAAAAUGUGCCUUCGGAAUGGAAGCAGGAAAAUUCCUCGGUUUCAUGAUCACACAACGCGGAGUUGAAGCAAACCCAGAAAAAUGCCGCGCCGUCCUCGAAAUGACAAGUCCCAAAAAUCUCAAAGAAAUCCAAAAACUCACCGGCCGACUAACCGCACUAUCCCGGUUCCUCGGGGCAUCGGCCCAAAAGGCAAUUCCUUUUUUCAAACUUAUGAAAAAAGGAACCCCCUUCAAAUGGGAAGCAGAAUGCGAAGAAGCCUUCCAACACUUCAAAAGGGUUCUAGCGGAACCUCCAAUCCUCGCAAAACCCCAAACAGGAGAAACACUAUACCUAUACCUCUCCAUAACGGAAGAAACAAUCGCCGCAGCACUCGUCCGGGAAAACGAGAAAAAAGAGCAGAAACCCAUAUACUUCAUAAGCAAGGUCCUUCAGGACACGGAAGCUCGUUAUUCACGCCUGGAAAAAUUAGCUUUCGCACUCCUUUCGGCGUCCCGACGGCUACGACAAUACUUCCAAGCUCACCCCAUAACGAUCCGGACCGACCAAGCGGUCAAACAGGUAUUACAAAAACCCGACCUAGCAGGAAGAAUGCUAGCAUGGUCCAUCGAGUUAUCCCAAUUCCAGGUCAGGUUCGAACCCCGGAACGCCAUCAAAGCACAGGCCUUAACCGAUUUCAUCGCCGAGAUGACACCGACCAAACCCACACCCGAACCAUGGAAACUACACGUCGACGGCUCAUCAAACUCCACUCACGGAGGUGCCGGAAUUAUACUCGAAAACCAAAACGGGAUCAUAAUCGAACAAUCAAUACGAUACGACUUUCCAGUAUCAAAUAACCAAGCAGAAUACGAAGCCCUCUUAGCAGGCCUAACCCUAGCCCGAGAAGUCGACGCAAAGGUACUCGAAGUAAAUACCGACUCCCAGGUUGUCUGCUCCCAAAUAAACGGAAGCUACCAAACCCGGGAUCCCCUACUCCAACUAUACCUCAACAAGGUAAAAGAAUUGAAGGAAGGAUUCGAAAACUUCACCAUACAACACGUCCCCAGAGAACGAAACGCCAGGGCGGACCUACUUUCCAAGCUAGCAAGUACAAAAUCGGGACACGGCAACAGAUCGCUAAUCCAAGAGGUCGUUAGGUCGCCUUCCGUAUCGGCAACGAUUAGCGCACAUCUAACAUCCUCAAAUCGGGAGUCCUGGACAUACCCAAUCCUUCAAUACCUCCUUAACGGAACCCUACCACCAGACCCAAAAGAGGAAAGGCGAAUAAAAAGGGAAGCCGCCAACUACACCAUCAUAGCAGGACAACUAUACAAACGUGGAUUCUCACAGCCCCUACUCAAAUGUGUUGAACCCGAGAACACGGAAUACAUACUCCGCGAGGUCCACGAAGGCUGCUGCGGUCACCACAUCGGAGGAAAAACGCUAGCUCAAAAAAUCAUCAGGGCUGGCUAUUUCUGGCCCACAAUCAUUCGAGAUUCCAUACAAUUAACAAAAAGCUGCGACAAAUGCCAAAGGCACGCCAAUAUGCACCAAGCCGCCCCGCAUCAACUCAGCAUUAUAUCGGCAGAACGGCCAUUCGGCAGUUGGGGAAUCGACCUAGUCGGGCCCUUCCCCACAGCACCCGGCCAACUCAGAUACCUCAUCGUCGCCAUAGACUACUACACCAAAUGGAUUGAAGCCGAGCCCCUGGCCUCCAUAACAGCGACCCAAUGUCGAAAGUUCGUGUGGCGGCAGAUCAUUACCCGAUUUGGAAUCCCCGAGGUCAUCAUCUCGGACAACGGAACCCAGUUCACCGACAAAAAAUUCAGAGAACUCCUAGAAGGAUUACACAUAUCCCAUCGCUUCAGCUCGGUAGAACAUCCCCAAACGAACGGACAGGUAGAAUCCGCCAACAAAAUAAUCGUUAAGGGACUCAAGAAACGACUCGACGAAGCCAAGGGACUGUGGGCAGAAGAGUUAGGGUCAGUACUAUGGUCGUACCGAACAACACCCCAAACGAGCAUGGGAGAAACGCCCUUCCGACUAACAUACGGCGUGGAAGCAGUCAUCCCAGUGGAAAUCGGAGACCCCAGCCCCAGGAAAACGGUCGGAGGUAACGACGAAGAAGCAGAACGAGACCUCGUGGACGAAGAAAGAAGCAUAGCUCACGUCAAAGAGUUAGCAUUCAAACAAAGAAUCAGCGUAAGGUACAAUCACGGCGUCAUCCGACGAGAAUUCGCGGAAGACGACCUCGUCCUACGACGAAACGAUAUCGGCCUACCGACCCCAGGAGAAGGAAAGCUCGCCCCCAACUGGGAAGGACCAUACAGAAUCAAGGCCGUAAUCGGAAAAGGAGCGUAUAAACUCGAACGACUAGACGGCAGCGAAAUACCGAGAACUUGGAACGCAGCCAACUUGCGAAGAUACUACACUUAA